Bactrocera latifrons is the source of this 2251-nucleotide messenger RNA. RefSeq names its product probable cytochrome P450 28d1. Bases 125 to 1651 code for a protein of 508 amino acids. Gene Ontology annotation, molecular function: monooxygenase activity; heme binding; iron ion binding. Lineage: Eukaryota; Metazoa; Arthropoda; Insecta; Diptera; Tephritidae. The record is from RefSeq and is a predicted model, not a curated record. The transcript has 8 exons.
GCUCAAGUGAGUGCUUCGGCUCGUUAGACUCUUCGAGUGCAUAUUCAUUGGUUGCAUCCAUAUAAUUAAAGAUUGAUUAUUGAAUAUUUGUGUAACAUUUUUGCGCUGUCUGCACUCAAAAGCGAUGCUUGAGACUUGCUUGGUAACCUUGACAUUAGCGGCUGUUAUAGCUGGACUCAURUACAGGUUUCUAACAUGGAACCUGCAUUACUGGGAAAAGCGUGGCAUAAAACAAGCGAAAUCCUAUACAUUUGUGGGCUCAUUUCCCAGCACAUUUUCACAACAACGGAAUAUAGCAUAUGAUUUCAAUGACAUUUACAGAGCUUAUAAGCACGCUGAGAAUUUUGUCGGUGUUUUAAUGAUGCGCACUCCAAAACURCUAGUGCUGAAUCCUGCUUUGGUGCAGCAAAUUUUUGUUACGGAUUUCCAAAAUUUCCACGAUAAUGAGAUUUCAAAAAAAGUCGACGAAAAUAGUGACUUUAUUUUCGCUAAUAACCCGUUUGUAUUAACCGGCUCUAAAUGGAAAGAGCGCAGAAUGGAAAUCAUACCCGCCAUGACACCAAAUCGAAUAAAAGUCGCCUAUCCAAUCACCUUGGAUGUGUGUCAACGUCUAAUACGCUACAUUAAAGAGCAAACUAAGAUUAGCGCUACCGAAGCUAUGGACACCACAGAGAUCUUCUUGCGCUACACAUCCGAGGUUGUCAGCGAGUGCGUUUUGGGCAUUCGUGCAAACAGUUUCGGCAAGGAGUCGUCGCCAAUUUAUGCCAAUACGAAAAAAAUGUUCAGUCAAACUUAUAUUUUUCGAUUUUACCAACUGCUUAACGGGUUCUUCCCCGCGUUGGAGCGUUUCUACAAAAUGCGUUUCUUUCCCAAAGAUGUUGAAGAUUUCUUCAUCGGUUUAACGCAGAAAACCAUCGAUUUGCGGCACAAGCAAGAUGUGGAUAAAGCCGAUUUUAUUAAUUAUAUGUUGCAACUGCAGCGGAAACGAAAUAUAUCGACGCCGGAGGUAACGUCGCAUGUGAUGACCUACAUAACCGAUGGCUUUUUAACAACAACAACUGCUAUAACACAUUGUUUGCUGUUGCUCGCACGCUACGAAGACAAACAGCGUCAAUUGCGCCAAGAAAUUGCGCAGAAUCUGGACGUAGAUGGUAACUUGAGCUUCGAAGCGCUCUCGGAUUUGCCAUACUUAGAUGCUUGUUUACACGAGGCUUUAAGAAUGUUUCCUCCGAUACUCUUCAACAAAAAGCUGUGCACGAACUCUUGUGAGCUGGUUAAUAAAGACGGCAGUAUUUUGAAAGUGGAGAAGAAUGACGUCAUUUUGAUACCGGCCUACUGCUUUCACCACGAUGAAAGCAUCUACGAGGAACCAGAGUUAUUUAAACCAGAGCGUUUUCUACCCGAAAAUGGUGGCUUAAAAAGUUAUCGCGAUAGGGGCGUAUUCUUGGCGUUCGGUGAUGGACCACGUGUGUGCCUAGGCAUGAGAUUUGCGCUCACUCAAAGCAAAGCAGCAAUUGCCGAAAUCGUGAAGAAUUUUGUCAUCAAACCCAAUCCAAAAACCCGUACGGACAAUACCUUAACUAAAGAUAGUUUUUUUGGCAGCUUGGAAGGUGGAGUUUGGCUCGAUUUUGAAGCCAUUGAAUCGAAAUGAAUAUGUUUUGAGAAUUACUAACUUUAUUUAAAUACAUAGAACAUAAYAUAAAUAAGAUUUAUUCCCAUAACUAUUGUAACAUGCAAGUUUUCAGCUUCACACCCUCGACUAUUACAGUAUCUAACCUUCACUAACUCUCGUCCUUUAACCCCAAAGUCACUAGUUUUGCCAAGUGGACACUUAUUUGCUAGUUAACAUAAUGACAAUUGCUAUAAAAAUGACGGCGUAUUAAUUGCUGUCAUAUUAAGUGGAGCCAAGCAGCCGGCGCUCGACACACGCAACACACGCCGCACGCGCCGCAACAGACAGACUGGCGGCUGGACAGCUAUAAUUGGCAACAGGACAAUGUGUGGGCUCAAACAGGCGAUGCAAACACAARAUGCCUGAUAAAAUGUGCAUUAUAUAAUGCUAUUUUUACAAUAUUGCUUUGCAAUUGCUUGCGCGAAUGACACAGCAAUGGAGGACAAUGAAAAUGUUAAGUACAAAUAAAAAAUGUUGAGCUUAGAGUGACACUUGUAAAUAGAGUUUAAUUAAGGCAUUUUCUGUUAAAUUAACCUUUUGACAAAACUGUUAAAWAUAAUUUAAAAGGUUUGGAGGUUA